Molecule: messenger RNA, 11298 nt
Organism: Bufo bufo (common toad)
Lineage: Eukaryota; Metazoa; Chordata; Amphibia; Anura; Bufonidae
Product: E1A-binding protein p400-like
Exons: 51
Coding region: 122-8929 (2935 amino acids)
Molecular function (GO): ATP binding; ATP-dependent chromatin remodeler activity
Source: RefSeq, a predicted model, not a curated record
CGCCUGUCCUAUCCGAGCCUCCGUAGAGCGCUCCGUUGUCAGUGGAAAGCGGAGCCCGAUGCACGUACUGAUGGGGGAGACAGGAAGCCUUUGUUAUCUUUAAAGCUGAGACAAGAAAGCCAUGCAUCAUGGUAACGGGCCCCCAAACACUACACGGCAGCUUCAGCGGUCCAGGUCCUUCACUGGCAAUGAAGGAGAAGAAUCUUCAAUGCAAACAAAUUUGCCCCAGUCUCCUGCACCAUCAUUUGCUCCACCAGUCAGUUCACCUGGACCCCAAUCCCCUGGUUAUCAGAUACAGCAGUUAAUAAUGAGCCGGAAUCCAGUUGCUGGUCAGAAUGUGAACAUUACUCUACAGAAUGUGGGGCAAGUGGUUGCUGGAAACCAGCAGAUAACACUGACUCCACUGCCUAUCCCUAAUCCAGCCUCUCCUGGGUUCCAGUUCAGUUCCCAACAAAGGAGAUUUGAACACAGUUCUCCAUCCUAUAUUCAGGUCACAUCCCCAAUGUCUCAACAGGUACAAACACAAAGUCCCACGCAACCUAAUGCCGUGCCCAUCCAAGCAUUACAAGGCGUCAGAACAGCAACUGCUGGAGCUAGUUUGGGAAUGUGCAGCCAGAGUCCCACGCGUGGUUUUGUGGAUGCUAGUGUGCUUGUGAGACAGAUCAGCUUGAGCCCUUCAAAUGGUAGUCAUUUUGUUUUUCAAGAGGGAUCUGGUCUUACACAGAUAACACAGGGAGCCACAGCUCAGGUACAACUUCCAUCUGGGGUGGCACAAGCCAGCAUGCGGGAACGUAGACUGUCACAACCCCAUUCUCAAACUGGAGGAACCAUUCAUCACCUUGGACCUCAGAGUCCUGUGGCAAGUGGAGCAAAUAUGCAGACUUUGACCACACCAAGCCACAUAACCACAACCAAUCUACCGCCACAGAUAAGCAGUAUUAUACAAGGCCAGCUCAUUCAGCAGCAGCAGGUUCUCCACAGCCAGCAGCUGGGUAGGACUAUUAGUUUUGAUAGAACUUCUGGAGGAAUGAUAGCAGGAGUAGCAGGGGCUACAUCCUUUGGCAUAACAACUCCACCAACACCAACAAGUCCAUCACGAAUUUCUGGUCCCCAGGGACUCUCUAGUCUUCCUCUUACUCCAACAGUAAACACUGUUAAGAAACAAAGUAAGAAACUUGAGGAGAUCCCACCAGCAACUGCUGAAGAUGCCCAGAUGAGGAAACAGUGCUUGGAGCAUCAUCAUAAAAGUAUGAAAACAAUGAAGGAAAACUUCAAAGAUUAUCUCAUUGAGUUGUUUUUCCUACAACACUUUCAAGGAAACAUAAUGGAUUUUCUGGCUUUCAAGAAGAAACCCUCUAUGGGUCUCCACGGUUACCUUAGACAAAACGACUUAGAUCUAGAAGAGGAAGAUGAAGAAGAACAAUCUGAGGUUAUUAAUGAUGAGCCAUCUCUGACAGGGAGCGGAGCAGUAGGAACAGCCAAUGCAAUAGAUAUCGAGGCCUUUAAACGACAGCAAGCCCUCACACAAGCAGUUUUUUUCAUCACUGCAGACCCCAGCAAGAGAGCACGCCUGGAUGUAACACGUCAUGGAAUGGUGUACCAGCAUCCAGGGGUGGCAUCUGGGGUACCCCUACAGCAACUUAUGCCCACUGCACAAGGGGGAAUGCCUCCUACUCCUCAGACUGUGCAGCUGACAGGGCAGAAGCAGAACCAACAACAAUACGAUCCCUCCAAGGGACCCCCUGUGCAGAAUGCUGCCAGCUUACACACCCCUCCUCCUCAGUUACCUGGCAGGGUGCAGACUCCCAAUAUUCCCAUAUCUUCCCUUCCCACUGCCCUGCACCUGGCACAACAGCAACAACAAAUCGCAGAAGGUCAAAUCCAGGUACAGGUUAAAACCCAGGCUCCAGGGGUUCCGACUCAGGCAUCUACCCAGAACCAGUUGCCAUCACAGAUCUCCCAGUCCCUGCAGCCAGCAUUUCAUGCUCAGAUGCCAAAAACUGUAUCACAGGCACAGGGCGCAGUUCAACAGACUGUCACCCUGAUGAGGCCAGCUACAGAGUCUCCUCAACAACGUCUCACCAACAGCAGUGCACAGCAAAGCGCUUUUGUGGCUCCUGCUGCCAUCUCUACCAAUAACUCCAUUGCGUCCUUCUCGCUGUCAACAAACAGAAGUAACCAAACUUCAAAUAAAGCCACCAUUUCCAAAGCCUCUGCAGGACCAGUUGGCAUUAAAAUCCAGGCUUCUUCUCAGAGUACGGCUGGAGCAACUCCAGACAAUGCACAAGACAGACUGAUGGAACAGGAAAACAUUGUACAUCAGCGCAUUGCAGAUCUUCGUAAAGAAGGUUUAUGGUCUUUGAGGAGGCUUCCAAAACUGCAAGAACUGUCCAGACCCAAAUCUCACUGGGAUUACUUGUUAGAGGAGAUGCAAUGGAUGGCUGCAGACUUUGCUCAAGAAAGGAUGUGGAAGAUGGCUUGUGCAAAGAAGUUGGUGAGAACUGCUGCCCGUUAUCAUGAAGAAAAGAGAGUGAACUAUGAGCGAGCCCAGAAAGAAGAGGAGAACAAACUGAAGAGGAUUGCUGCUACAAUUGCUAGAGAGAUUGAGUUUUUCUGGUCCAACAUUGAACAAGUUGUGGAAAUUAAAUUACAAAUGGAGUUUCAAGAAAAAAGGAGGAAAGCGCUAAAUCUAAAUAUGGACUCCAUGAAAGGCCCACUUAAAGCAAUCGAAGAAGCUUGUGUGAAGCACAAACAUGGAAGCAAUAAAAUUUCACCAACUUGGAGAAAACGAAAAGCAAGUGCCUCUUGGAGUGAUGGGGAAGGUGAAGAUGAGGAGACCACCGCAGAGCAGGAAACCAAAGAUGGGAACAUUGACCACCAAGCUGAACUCACAGAAUUACUGCGGGAAGAUGUGAAAGAGCUAAGUGGAGAUUCAGAAGUGCCGCAGAAACAUACUAUCCUCAUUGACUCAUUACUAGAUACAGCCCAGUUUAGAACGGCUGACAGGACAAGUCCAGCACAUUUGAGCUCCAGAAAACACACCAGAGAUAUUGGAGAUGUGGCCAGGGCAGCAGAGCUACUUCUCCCUAGUGGAAGCGCACGGAUUACAUGUGCAGUGAAGCCACAACUUUCUCAUCUGUUUCAUGGCACUCUACGAGAGUACCAACAAGUGGGCCUAGACUGGAUGGAGAAGCAGUACAAGAAGAAUCUUAAUGGCAUUCUGGCUGAUGAGUCCGGGCUAGGCAAAAAUGUUCAAGUUAUUGCCCUCAUGGCGCAUAUAGCCAGUAAUGAAGGUAACUGGGGUCCGCACCUGUUUGUGGUGAGAAGCUGUAAAAUUCUGAAGUGGGAGCUGGAAUUCAAAAGAUGGUGCCCAGGUUUAAAGCUGCUUUUAUAUUUUGGCAAACAAAGAGAGCUAAGAAAAAAGAGACAGAGAUGGGAUGAGCCCAACAACUUCCAUGUCUGCAUCACCUCUUACAAGCAGCUGUUCAAGGGACUUCAGGCUUUCAUGAAGAUGAGAUGGAAAUACCUUGUCUUGGAUGAAGUCCAUCAGAUCCGCAAUCUGAAUGAGAAACACUGGGAUGCUAUCUUUAAUCUGCCAAGCCAGAACCGACUGCUUUUAAGGGACACCCCUCUGCAAAAUACAUGGAUAGAUCACUGGACUAUGGUCCAUUUUUUAAUCCCUGGAAUAUCCAAGUCUUAUCUCGAUUUCCCACUAAGAACCAGUGGAGAAGAAAGCCAGGAGAAUUACCACAAGCUUUUCAUCAUGUUGCAUAAGACUGUACGACCUUUUAUAUUACGAAGAUGCAAAAAAGAUGUUGAGAAGCAACUAACGAAAAAAUAUGAGCAUGUUCUCAAGUGUCGUCUUUCCAACCGCCAGAAAGCGUUAUAUGAGGAUGUCAUUCUACAACCAGGAACUCAGGAUUCCCUGAAGGGAGGACAUUUUGUCAGUGUUCUUCAUGUCUUGAUGCAGUUACAAAGGAUCUGUAACCAUCCAGAUUUGGUGGAUCCUCGGUCUGGACAUUUCUCUUAUGCAUUUGAACCUCUGAAUUAUGAGACGUCAUCACUUGUAUUACAAGCAUUAGAAAAUGGUCCCUGGAAGAAGCCAGAUCUCUCUCUGUUUGAUCUUCUGGGACUUGAAACUAAAAUGACACAUUAUGAGGCCCAGGUGCUGCCUGUCCUAAAGGUGACUAGAAGACUAAUGGAGGAAAUUUACAACUCUCCUGACUCUACGCCUCAACCCAACCCAGUGAAGAUUAAAGCGAACAGGUUGUUUCAACCAGUUCUUUAUGGUCAAAAACCAGAAGGGAGAACUGUGGCUUUCUCCAACACGCCAGCAUCUCGACUAGUUACCACAACCACUGCCACAGUAACUCAGCAGGGCCAGGCACGAGGACGAUCCCUAGUUACAACAGCCUCAGCAAAUCAAGGUGGUGAAGUGGUGAAAAUCGCUCAGCUGGCUUCUUCUGGUGCAGCUCAAGGAAGAAUAGCACAGCCCAAAACCCCAGUUACCCUGCAGUUCCAAGGAAACACAUUCACGCUGUCCCAGAGCCAACUGCGCCAGCUGACUGCUGGACAACCGCUGCAACUGCAAGGGAGCGUUCUGCAGAUUGUUUCGGCUCCGGGACAGCAGUAUCUUCGACCUCCUGGGCCUGUAGUAAUGCAGACAGUGGCUCAAGGGACCGCAAUUCAAAAUGCAAUAAAUGCUUUGGGAAACCAGCACUCUGCCAACGUACCCUCUUUGGCUCCUCAAACAGGAAUUCAGGGAAGAAGUAUCAUGCCUUAUCCUGGUGGUGGCGAUCCUUCAUCUUCUCUCAAAACCUCCCAGAGUUCAGUUACCCCAGCACAGGAUUUGGCCGAAGAAAAGCAGCGCAUAUUAAGAGAUCACCUGGAACGACUGUUUGCCUGUAAUGAACGGCGCUGUGCACAGGCUCCCAUUUAUGGGAGUGACCUCUUAUCCCUUUGUCAAAUGCAGUCUCCUAGAUUUCAUCCACCUGGGAAAGAAACACAGUGGGGCUGGAUAGGAUCUGUGAACUGUCUUCUAUCUAGGGACCCUCUGAGGAAACUCAUUCUAUCCACAGAGCAGCAGAAGGCAAUGCUGGAACCCCUUGCAAGAAGUGCAUUGUGUGUGGUGCCUGCCGUUGUUGCACCACCUCCAGUUUUGACAGUACCACAUCCUCCACCAUUAUAUAUUCACAACAUGAAGAUGUUAAGUCACAGUUUGAAGGAGCAAGCAGCACCGUACUUGCAGUGCUUGCGAGAACGAACAUCUCCUAAUUGUGUGCAGACGCCUGACUUGCGGCUCAUCCAGUGUGAUUCAGGAAAGCUUGAAGCAUUGUCCAUACUUCUCCAAAAGUUGAAGUCUGAGGGUCGACGUGUUUUGAUCUUCUCUCAGAUGCUGCUAAUGCUAGACAUCUUGGAGACCUUUCUGGAUAUCAACCAUUUCACGUUCUUGAGGAUCGAUGAGUUUGCAAACUAUGAACAGUGUCAUGAUCUGAUGAGGAGCUUUAACCAGGACCCCCGGAUUUUCUGCAUUUUGAUAUCAACCCAAAGCCGAUCACUUGGAGUUCCCUACGUGGAAGCAGACACAGCAAUUUUUUAUGACAGUGAUUUAAAUCCAGUGAUGGACUCUAGAGCUCAGUCAUGGUGUGAUCAGAUUGGAAGGACCAAAGAUAUCCACAUAUAUAGGCUCAUAAGUGGAAAUUCAGUUGAAGAGAAGCUGCUGAAGAAUGGCACCAAGGAUUUGAUUCGAGAAGUUGCAGCUCAGGGAAAUGACUUUUCUAUGGCUUUUCUGACUCAGCAAACCAUUCAUGAGCUAUUUGAGCUUUAUUCCCCUCUGGAAGACUCAGGAUUUGGAGUAAAGGCAGAAGAAUUUGUAAUGCUAUCUCAGGAGCCACCUCCAGCAGAGACAAUAGCUACAAAAUUUGCCAAACCAUUUAUAGAGGCUUUGAAGAGUAUUGAACAUGGACCUGAAAUAGAUAUGGAGUUAUCUGGGCCUGAGACAAAAGACAUUAAGGUGACAGAAAUGGAAAACAAUGCUGAGGAGACCUCCGAAUUGAAGGAGCUGGCUGCAGUGGUGGAGCAGCUCACCCCCAUUGAGAAGUACGCCUUGAACUACCUUGAGGAAUUCUAUACAUCAAGCUCUACAGAAAAGCCAGAGAAAACAGAGAAUGAUGUAAACAUGGCCAAGAAGUCAUGGGAAGUGCAGAAGUUAAAAGAAGACAAGGAAUGGGAGGAGAAAAUGGCCUGGGAAGAAGCAGAUGAAGAACUAUUGACCUACACAAGAGAAGAUGCUUAUAAUAAGGAAUUUAUCUAUGACAAUCCAGAGGGACAGACAGAGGUAAUGCCAAUCUGGACACCUCCUACUCCCCCGCAAGACGAGAAUGACAUUUAUAUUGAUUCUGUGAUGUGUCUGAUGUAUGAUACCAACCCCAUCCCAGAAUCCAAACUGCCCCCUGUGUAUGUGAGAAAGGAGCACAAGAGACACAAGACAGAUCCUGCAGCUGCAGGUCGAAAGAAGAAACAAAGGCAUGGAGAAUCAGUGGUUCCUCCUCGUUCUCUGUUUGAUAGAGCAACCCCCGGCAUGCUGAAAGUGAAGAGAGAAGGCAAAGAACAAAAGAAGAACAUCCUUCUCAAACAGCAAACGCAGUUUGCCAAACCACUGCCAACUCUGGUUAAAUCAGCAACUGAAACAGGGCCCGAAAAUCCCGAGUGGCUGAUCAGCGAAGACUGGGCCUUGCUGCAGGCUGUUAAACAUCUUUUGGAGCUACCCCUAAAUUUAACAGUGGUAUCACCAGCUCACACCCCAAACUGGGAUCUAGUCAGUGAUGUGGUGAACUCAUGCAGCAGAAUCUAUCGAUCCUCUAAACAGUGCCGCAGUCGGUAUGAAAAUGUCAUCAUCCCAAGAGAAGAAGGGAAGCUCAUGUUUGAAGCUAACCCUAAGAAGAAAACCAAGAGUAUAUACAAGACAAAGAACAGUCGCCCUCUUCGGACAAGUCAGAUCUAUGCCCAGGAUGAAGGUGUGACGCACACACAGCUGUACACCAACCGCUUUGAGCUCAUGAAAAUGACAGCAGGAAAGAGAAGCCCCCCCAUUAAGCCGCUCUUGGGAAUGAACCCAUUUCAGAAAAAUCCAAAGCAUGCUUCUGUACUUGCCGAAAGUGGAAUAAACUAUGAUAAACCUCUGCCGCCUAUUCAAGUGGCCUCUCUCCGUGCUGAACGCAUUGCCAAGGAAAAAAAGGCAUUAGUAGAGCAGCACCACAGGGCCCAACAGCAGGCUGGUCCUCAGGCUCCACAACAGCCACUACAAAAUGGGCAACAAUCAUCAACCCCGGCUGUCCAACCUGUCCAGGCUCAGUCGCAACAAGUGGUUCAGCAACAGGUCGUUCAACAGCCACAAGCAGUCGUUGCUAGCCCAUCUGUUACAAAUGUACCAACCACUGCAGUCCUGGCUGGAACCAUAAAGACGGCAGUGACAGGAGCAAGUAUACAAGCUGCUGCUGUUAGUGGGAAUGUCAUUGUAAAUACUGUUGCGGGUGUCCCUUCUGCCACCUUCCAACCUAUCAAUAAGAGACUGGCAUCUCCUGUUAUCCCCGGAACACUAACCGCUCCUGGUGGGGCAGCACAAGUAGUCCACGCCCAGCAAAGAGCGGUAGCCACUUCAGCGUCAUCUGCCGAGAUGGUCACUAUAGCCACCAAUCAGGGUGUUCGAGCCGUAACCCCAGUGACUGGUGGAACUGUGGUGUGCAGCAGUCUCACUCCUGUCCAGACACAGGCCAGGUCAAUAGUUACUCAGGUGACAACAGCCACAACUGCUGGGGUUCAGCUUGCCAGCAAAGCCAUCAGUCCAGCCCAGUUCCAGCUUCUUCGACAACAGCAGGCUGCCCAAGUACAGGUUCCCCAGAUCCAGGCUCAGGCACAGUCCCCUGGGCAAAUAAAAGCUGUAGGCAAAUUAUCACAGGAACAACUACUGAAAUUGCAAAAGCAGAAAAUGCAGCUUCCACAACAGACAACUCAGGCGGUAGCUCAACAACAACAGCAGCAACCGCCUGCACAAGGAGCCCCACAGACAGCGCCUGCGCAGGGGCAGCAGCAACAACAGCCAGCACCACCACAGCAACAGGCUCAGCAGCUCACUGCAGUCACUGCACCUAGAGCUGGAGCCGUUCUCGCAGGGGCGGUUACUAAUCUACAUGUGGCUCGUCUGCUUCAGGCCCAGGGGCAAAUCCAGGCCCAACCAGGACAAACUGCACAAGUGGCACUAGCAAAGCCUCCAGUGGUGUCUGCCGUGGUGUCAUCCACAGGAGUGACCACGCUCCCUGUCACAGUGGCAGGAAUCAGUGUUGCUAUUGGCCAACCUCAGAAAGCUGCAGGUGGACAGACUGUGGUUGCUCAGCCUUUGAAUGUACAGCAGCUCUUGAAACUAAAGCAGCAACAACAACAACAAAAAGCCUUGCAGUCUCCGGGACAGGCCUCUGUGCAACAGCAAAAGCAGAUAACUCAACAAGUUACCGUCCAGGCUCAGCAACAACAACAGGCCCAACAGCAGAAGUUGACCUACGCUACUCAGCCAGCCAUUAAAACACAAUUCCUCACCACGCCUAUCACUCAGACUCAGAAGUCACCUGGUGCCCAACAAGUACAGGCACAGAUUCAGGUCCAGUCGCAGACUGUUACACUGACCCAGGCAACAGCGUCAGGUCAACAGCAGGUGCAAGUGUUACCAGCGGGUUCAACAGCAGCCCAAGUGGUGCAGCAGAAGAUUCUUCAGCAGCAGCAGCAGGUGGUGGCAGCUGCAUCACCACAGCUUCAAACCCCAUCCAACCAGAGCCCAGUGCCAACUUCAGGCACUGCAGAGGCGCAAAACCAGCAAGCAAAGCUCCAAGUCAGAGCAUCGACUGUCCGCAUCAAAACUCCCACUAAACCUAGCUGAGAAACCAAGAGGAAUGAAGAAAAGUUCAGGAGUGCACAUUCAGAUAACUUCCCAUAGAAAUCCUCAUACUAAGCACCUCUCAAUAACAUCUAGUAUUGUGUCUUUUAUGUCUCAUUCAUCUGUUGAGAUUGUUGUUUAGAAAAAGGGAUAUAAAGAAAAGGCAAUGCCAAUCCUGCUCCUCCCAAGAAGAUGUCACAAACUAGAAGUCCUGACUUGGGAAUGGACGAUGGUUCUCAGACGAAAAGGAAUGUAAAGGAACUUUUUUUCCCCCCUUUUUUUAAGUACUCUUUUGGCAUUUUAUGUUCUUAGCUAUGUUGGGAUUACUUUUUGCUUUUCAAGUUUAACAUUUCAGUUUUCUAAAAAGGGAAGAUACAAAAAAAUGGGAUAUUCAGUGACAUCACUGAAUGCUUGUCCGCAAUCCAUGACGUUUGUAUGGCAGGUAAAGCUUUAAGCAUCUGAUUGAUGCUCCGAAGUGAUUGAUGUUUCAAAAUUAAUAUUCCCAAGUGGUAAAAAUCUUUGUGUACGUGAAUGACUCUUUGUGAAGCUUCACUAAAGGCAGGUACUAGGAGACAUGAAUCCAGCUGCAUUGCCAGUGUCUGUCCUGGCCUAAGACAUUGUGCUACAGUGUGCACAGAAUUACUGUAGCUGCUCCAGUAUGGUUAUAUUGUGUGGAAUCCCACUAAAGUGCUGUAUACAGAUUUACAGCACAUCCUGAUGUUACUUUUUGUUGUUUUGCACUUUUUAUUCUCCCAUUUAGUUCAGUUUUACAUCAACAUAAUUGUAUGUUUUGUGUUUUUUUUUUUUUUUUUACUUUUUAAAUAAUCAACUUGUGCACUUUUGGGAAUAUCUGAUCUUACCAAUAGACCUUCAUGGUUUAAUGUAAGGAAAGUAUGGCUUAGAUGACCUUAACUUUAGUCCAGUCAGUGUAUAAUAAUAGUUGGACUGUGUAGUGGGUGCUAUGACAGGAAUGGGCGCUCUGCUGUGCAGUUAGCACUCCAAAGAUGGCAGAGGUUUUCCACGCAGCCAGAUAUUUGGGGAUCUUUAAAAGCUGCUUAGUUUCCUUUACAACUUUAAAGUGACCUCCAAUUACAUCUAAAACUACUAUAGUACAGGAGGGGGCUCAAUAAUCGUUCUUAUAAAUAACUUGUAUUUCAGAUUCUUCUAAGUAGUAUCAUGGACUGUAGGCUGCUCAUAUGUAUGCAUUAGGAGCUAGAGCAUUAGGAGCUAGAGCAACAUGCCCCGGCUCCUUAGCCAGGGAACCAGUGCUGUAGUGUGAUUCUACAGCACUGGUUCCUCUACUGGAUAUGGGGGCCUAGGAAGGACAGCAGGGCGUUCUGUCUCCGACUACAUAGAUAUGAGCAACCCCCAGCUGCUCUUUGCAACUACUUAGAAGCAGAAUUUGCUAUCGUGCGCACUCCUGCACUAUAAUCAUUUUGCUAUAUAUCUGGAGUUCACUUUAAAGUGAUGUAAUUUGGAGCUUAAAAAUAAAUAUAUACUAAUGAAUUUAUUUUACUGUGGAUGGGGCUUCACAGUUCCAUCAUUAAAGGGGUUUUCAGAGUGUUUUAUUGGGAUGUUCUAUGCUCAUCGUAGAUCAUCAGUAUGUGAUCAGUGCAGGUCCGACUCCUGACACCGUCCCCCCUCCCUCCCUGAUCGGCUGUUUAACGAGACUGCAGCCUCCUCACCUCUGACCAAGCACAGCACCGUCCAUUGGAUAGUGGCUGUGCUUAGUAUUGCAGCUCAGCCCCAUUAAAGGGGUUUUCAGAGUGUUUUAUACUGAUGACCUAUCUUCAUUGUAGGUCAUCAGUAUGUGAUCAGUGCAGGUCUGACUCCUGACACCCCCCUCUCCCUCCUUGAUCGGCUGUUUGACGAGACUGCGGCCUUCUCAUCCACCAAGCACACCACAGUCCAUUAGAUAGUGGCUGUGCUUAGUAUUGCAGCUCAGACCCAUUCACUUGAAUGUGACUGAAUUGUGCCUAGGCCACGUGACCCAUGAACGUGACGUCACUGGCCUAGGAACAGUUCAACUCAACAGUUGAUCGGCGGCGCUACCAGGAGACGGACCCCCACAAUAUCCUGGGGAUAGGUCAUCAGUAUUAAACAUAACCCCUUUAAGCUGUAAAUGACCCAUCUAGGAAGUGAAAUGGAAUCUGUUUCCAGGUUUACGUUGCCCUUCCUGAGGGCAGCUUAAAUAGUGUCAGAGACCUACAUUAUAGCAGGAUGACUUUGAUACUUUGUUUUGUGCAGCAGUUUUCUUAAAAUCACUGAUAGGGCUCAUUCACACCACUGUAUGAAUGGGUCUGUAUCUGUUCCACAAUUUUGUGCAAAGCAUGUGGACCCAUUCAUUUCAAUGGAGCCGCAAAAGAUGCGGC